AUGACACAGCCUCCAGGCUUCACUAGCCCAUCUCAUCCCACUCAUGUUUGUCUUUUAAGGAAGGCUCUCUAUGGUUUAAAGCAGGCUCCUCGCGCCUGGUAUUCUACCUUCUCCAGCUUUUUACUAUCGCAAGGUUUUCUUAAUAGUCAGUGUGACAAUUCCUUAUUCAUUCAAAGGACUUCUUCAACUGUUACUCUUCUUCUUGUAAAUGUUGAUGACAUUUUGGUUACUGGAAAUAGCUCUUCUCAUAUUCAAUCACUUCUUGCUCAAAUGCAUACUGCCUUUGCCAUGAAGGAGCUCGGGGAUAUUUCCUAUUUCUUGGGUAUAUCUAUACAAGCUUAUGGUGAUUCCUAUUUCUUAUCUCAACACAAAUAUGCUUCUGAUAUCCUCAUUAAAGCUGGUAUGACCACUUGCAAGCCCUACAAUUCCCCUAUGUCAAUUAAACCUUCUCUUGGUCCAGAUUCUGCUCUUCCAUUUAAUCAACCAGAGCUUUAUCGCAGUGUUGUUGGUGCACUUCAGUACCUUACGAUCACCCGGCCUGACUUAUCUUUCUCUGGUAACCAAGCUUGUAAACACAUGCAUGCUCCCACUAAUGCUCAUUUUGCUGCUGUCAAGCGACUGUUAAGAUUUGUCAAAGGGACUCUAGCUCAUGGGCGCACUUUCAGUCCUAGUUCUUUUGAACUUCAGGCCUUCUCCGACUCGAACUGGGCUGGUGAUGCUCUCGAUCGUCGCAGUUCUUCAGGCUACUGUGUGUAUCUUGGGUCAAACCUUAUUUCUUGGUCUGCUAAAAAGCAACCAACUAUUGCUGAUAUCUUCACAAAGCCUCUCUCAGUUUCACGAUUUCACUGCCUUCAAGCCAAGCUUCUGGUCUCUCCCUCUCCCAUUAGCUUGCCCGAGGGUGAUAAGGAUUCUAGUGCAGAAGCAACAGCCACAGCUUCAGCUUCAGCAGCAGCUUCUGAUAUGGCUACUUCAACAUUCAAGAACAGAGCUUCAACUGCAGUUCCAUAUAGUCAGUUAGGAAUUGGUUAG
Molecule: messenger RNA, 1029 nt
Organism: Camellia sinensis
Lineage: Eukaryota; Viridiplantae; Streptophyta; Magnoliopsida; Ericales; Theaceae
Source: RefSeq, a predicted model, not a curated record